Messenger RNA from Chrysochloris asiatica (Cape golden mole), 2094 nucleotides. It is a transcript of the gene PRMT7, whose product is annotated as protein arginine methyltransferase 7. Gene Ontology annotation, molecular function: protein-arginine omega-N monomethyltransferase activity. Gene Ontology annotation, biological process: peptidyl-arginine methylation. Bases 1 to 2094 code for a protein of 697 amino acids. NCBI's taxonomy places the organism in Eukaryota, Metazoa, Chordata, Mammalia, Afrosoricida, Chrysochloridae. The transcript has 17 exons. The record is from RefSeq and is a predicted model, not a curated record.
AUGAAGGUCUUCUGUGGGCGGGCCAACCCGACCACGGGGUCUGUGGAGUGGCUGGAGGAGGACGAGCACUAUGAUUAUCACCAGGAGAUUGCGAGGUCAUCCUAUGCAGAUAUGCUGCAUGACAAGGACAGAAAUAUAAAAUACUACCAGGGUAUCCGGGCUGCUGUGAGCAGGGUGAAGGAGAGAGGACAGAAGGCCGUAGUUCUUGACAUUGGCACUGGUACAGGACUCCUGUCGAUGAUGGCGGUCACAGCAGGUGCUGACUUUUGCUAUGCCAUUGAGGUGUUCAAGCCUAUGGCUGAAGCUGCUGUGAAGAUAGUGGAGAAAAAUGGCUUCAGUGAUAAGAUUAAGAUUAUCAACAAGCAUUCCACUGAGGUGACUGUAGGGCCAGAUGGUGACAUGCCAUGCCGUGCCAACAUCUUGAUCACAGAACUGUUUGACACAGAGCUGAUCGGGGAGGGGGCAUUGCCCUCCUAUGAGCACGCCCACAGGCAUCUCGUACAGGAAAAUUGUGAGGCAGUGCCUCACAGAGCAACCGUCUAUGCCCAGCUGGUAGAGUCCAAAAGGAUGUGGUCGUGGAACAAGCUGUUUCCCAUCCAUGUUCGGACUGGCCUCCAGGACCACAUCAUCGUCCCUCCUUUGGAGUUGGAGAGGUGUCCUGGUGCACCCUCCGUCUAUGACAUUCAGCUGAACCAGGUGUCACCUGCAGACUUCAUCACACUCAGCGACGUACUCCCUAUGUUUAGUGUGGACUUCAGUAAGCAAGUCAGUAGCUCUGCAGCCUGCCAUAGUCAGCAGUUUGUACCUUUGGCAUCUGGCCGAGCUCAAGUGGUUCUCUCCUGGUGGGACAUUGAAAUGGACCCUGAGGGGAAGAUCAAGUGCACCAUGGCACCCUUCUGGGCACACUCAGAUCCAGAGGGGCUCCAGUGGCGGGACCACUGGAUGCAGUGCGUGUACUUCCUGUCCCGAGAGGAGCCUGUGGCACAGGACUCGGCCAUCUGCCUGGUGGCCCACCACGACGACUAUUGUGUGUGGUUCAGCCUGCAGAGGUCCAGUGGCGAAAACGACAGGGCUGACCUCUGUCAAGUGCGCCCCAUCUGCGACUGUCAGGCUCACCUGCUCUGGAACCGGCCUCGGUUUGGGGAGAUCAACGAUCAAGACAGAACAGAUCAGUAUGUCCAGGCCUUGAAGAUGGUGCUGAAGCCGGACAGUGUCUGUCUCUGCGUCAGCGAUGGCAGCCUGCUCCCUGUGCUGGCCCUGCACCUGGGGGCAGAGCAGGUGUUUACAGUCGAGAGUUCAGCAGCUUCUCAUCAACUGAUGAAGAAAAUUUUCAAGGCUAACAACUUAGAAGAGAAAAUAAAUGUAAUAGAGAAACGACCUGAGUUGUUAACACCUGAAGACUUGGAGGAUAAAAAGGUCUCCCUCUUGCUGGGAGAGCCAUUCUUCACCACGAGCCUGCUGCCAUGGCAUAACUUGUACUUCUGGUACGUCCGGACUGCCGUGGACCAGUACUUGGCACCCGGUGCCGUGGUGAUGCCUCAGGCCGCCUCACUGCAUGCCGUGGUUGUGGAGUUCAAGGACCUGUGGCGGAUCCGCAGCCCCUGUGGCGACUGUGAAGGCUUUGAUGUGCACAUCAUGGAUGACAUGAUCAAGCGGGCACUGGACUUCAGGGAGAGCCGGGAAGCUGAGCCCCAUCCGCUCUGGGAGUACCCCUGCCGUGGCCUCUCCGAACCCCAGCAGAUCCUGACUUUUGACUUUCAGCAGCCAGUGCCCCAGCAGCCUGUCCGGGCUAAGGGCUCCAUGGAGCUGAGGAGGCCUGGCAGGAGCCAUGGGGCUGUGCUGUGGAUGGACUACCACCUGACCCCAGACAGCACUGUCAGCACCGGCCUCUUGAGACUCACGGGAGAAGAGGGGGAUUGUUGCUGGAACCCCCAUUGCAAGCAGGCCGUAUACUUCUUCAGCACCACCCUGGACCCCAGAGUGCCACUGGGCGGCCUGCAGACCGUGGUUACCUAUGCUGUGGAGUUUAAUCCCCACAGUGGAGACAUCACUAUGGACUUCAGACUCUCAGGUGCCCUGUAUGAUGAAUGCUGA